Messenger RNA from Brassica napus (rape), 444 nucleotides. RefSeq names its product secreted RxLR effector protein 161-like. NCBI's taxonomy places the organism in Eukaryota, Viridiplantae, Streptophyta, Magnoliopsida, Brassicales, Brassicaceae. Bases 1 to 444 code for a protein of 147 amino acids. The record is from RefSeq and is a predicted model, not a curated record. The transcript has a single exon.
AUGGACCAGGCUCAUCCCUUGUCGAGUCCUAUGGUCGUGAGGUCCGUAGACCUAGAGAAACAUCCAUUCGGACCUAAGAAGCCGGACAAGGAGACACUCGGGCCGGAAGUGCCUUACUUAAGUGCCAUUGGAGCUUUAAUGUAUUUAGCUAGUCAUACAAGACUGGACAUCAGCUUUGCCGUCAGCUUACUGUCUAGAUUCAGUUCAUGUCCGGCUCUUAGGCACUGGAACGGAAUAAAACAUCUGUUCAGAUAUCUGCAAGGAACAAAAGACCUCGGAUUGUUCUAUACCGGCCGGCCAGGAGAGAGUUUGGCCGGAUAUGCAGACGCUGGGUACUUAUCUGACCCACAUCAUGCUAGAUCUCAGACAGGCUAUGUGUUUAUUCACAAUGGGGCUGCAGUAUGUUGGCGGUCCAAAACAGACAUUAGUGGCCACAUCUUCUAA